CAAGAUUAUUGGGUGUCAGGCAGCAAAUUGAAAUUCUCUGUAGGUUCAGUCAAUCCAAGAAACUGGGAUGAUGAGGUGCAACUUGUCCCCGCUACUUCUUUUGGCGAUUUUACCCGCUGCCGUUUUCGCCGAUGAGUCAGACCCUAUUCCUUGUACGCAGUGUGCUAAUUGCCGUCAAGCCUACUUUUACGACAUCAACUUCGUAUGCAACAGCGAUGGCUCGAAAGAGGCGAAUGGCGCUUCUGUAAUACCCGUUUGUAACUGCGCCAAGUGCACCUGUGAUAAAGGUGAUGAGGAUUGGUGCGAAAUUGAAAGUAAGUUGAAGAGUGACAUUGCAUCCUUUAUCGCCUAUAGUCAAGCAGAUAUUGUUGGUACGACACUGCAAAACCUACCCGAUGGUGCAACACUUGCAUUCGAGUAUGGGGCAAAUGGGGUGGCUGCUAAUACAUGGAGGGGUUAUCUAACUGGAAAUGGAUGUACUAGAGCUACAUUCAAAACUUAUUCUUGUCUACAAUUUCACCAGGCGCAUGAAUUCUUCACAGUAAAGGUUAACAAGGCGACGGCUGAUAUUACAUUCCUGAAUCGUGUACACGCUGCAUUGGUUGGCGGCAAUGAUGUUCAGUUGAAAAAUAAAGUAAUCUCAAGUGUGUUCUACUUUACGAAAUUGAGGGCUUUCUUGCAGCACUUAAUGCUUCUUCUGGCAAAAGGUUCUGCGUAUGGACCGGGACAUCAGUGUAUCUCCAACACCAUGUGCCCUACUAAAUAUCCUCUGUGUAAAACCACGGAUUGCAAAUGUCAUGAGUGUCAGGCCGAAAAUGAUUGCACCAGUAAAUACAAGAAUAAACACCUCUGUGUCACAAAUAAGGCUGGCUUGAUGGUUUGCGGAGAUCCACAUGUGAAGCAGUCCGUCAAGGGUUCUGACAGAUGGUUUUGUUACGACUUUGUCGGCGUUCCUGGAGAACGAUAUGCAUUCCUUAACGAUGGGGAUUUUCACAUUUCGACAACGUUUAUUAACGCUAAAGAUGGUGAAAACCGUGUUGACUUUGUGAGCGACUUGGACGUGGACUACAGCGGGGUUAACAUCCACUUCAGUCCUUCUAGUGUUGUUAUCAAAGAACCAGGACAAGAGCCCAGAAAUGUGAAGUGGAACAUAGGAACCGUGUCUGUUCCACACGGGUACAUCAAUAUGACACGUAAACGAGCAGAUUUUAUAUUGAAUGAAGGCGAAACGAAAAUCAAUGUGAUCCGAAGAGGGUUUGCCAAGAAGCACCCGUUCUUGAACUUUGGACUGACCCAGUCUAAACACAUUGGGGAUGCGGCUGGAGGCAUUAUGGGCUCUAUAAGUAAUACAGUGGAAUUUAGCCCGAAUGUUGCUGGUGACGGAGGGAUUAUAGAAUGGCUCGGUAAUCGGGUCCCAGUUCAUGAGGAUAGCAAGUACUGUUUGAAGGUCGACAAAACAUUUACUACCAAGUUCAAUGGCUUAUUGGAGAAAUUCCGAAUUAGUAAAGAUGACGAAGCAGUACUUGAGGUUACAAAUGACGAUGAAUCAGUGGUUGAGGUUACAAAUGAUGAUGAAGACGAAGCCUUCAGUGCACGCGCUAAUAAUGACGAAGAUAAGCCGGAAGACGAAACCUUCAGUGCACGUGCUUAUAAUGACGAAGAUGAGCCGUUCGUAUCCACAGCGACAAGUGAUGACGGCGCUGAUGUCGACGCACUGACAGACAGAAUAAUGCGUUUGGUGUCUAACAAGCUCAAACAGGAGAUACCAAAGCUCCGUCAAAAACUCUAA
Molecule: messenger RNA, 1789 nt
Organism: Owenia fusiformis
Lineage: Eukaryota; Metazoa; Annelida; Polychaeta; Sabellida; Oweniidae
Source: the annotation of a GenBank genome assembly